Molecule: messenger RNA, 3363 nt
Organism: Psammomys obesus (fat sand rat)
Lineage: Eukaryota; Metazoa; Chordata; Mammalia; Rodentia; Muridae
Gene: Gnat2
Product: G protein subunit alpha transducin 2
Exons: 8
Coding region: 1-1065 (354 amino acids)
Biological process (GO): detection of chemical stimulus involved in sensory perception of bitter taste; adenylate cyclase-modulating G protein-coupled receptor signaling pathway
Cellular component (GO): photoreceptor outer segment; photoreceptor inner segment; heterotrimeric G-protein complex
Molecular function (GO): G protein-coupled receptor binding; GTP binding; G-protein beta/gamma-subunit complex binding
Source: RefSeq, a predicted model, not a curated record
AUGGGGAGUGGAAUCAGUGCUGAGGACAAAGAACUUGCCAAGAGGUCCAAGGAGCUGGAAAAGAAGCUGCAGGAGGAUGCCGACAAGGAAGCCAAGACUGUCAAGCUGCUGUUGCUUGGUGCUGGAGAGUCAGGAAAGAGCACUAUUGUCAAACAGAUGAAGAUCAUUCACCAAGAUGGCUACUCACCCGAAGAAUGCCUUGAGUUCAAGUCUGUCAUCUAUGGGAACGUGUUGCAGUCCAUCCUGGCUAUCAUCAGAGCCAUGUCCACACUAGGCAUUGACUAUGCUGAACCAAGUUGUGUGGAUGCUGGUCGGCAGCUCAACAACCUGGCUGACUCCACUGAGGAGGGGACCAUGCCUCCUGAACUGGUAGAGGUCAUCAGAAAGUUGUGGAAGGACGGUGGAGUUCAAGCCUGCUUUGACAGGGCUGCAGAGUUCCAGCUCAAUGACUCGGCAUCUUACUACCUGAACCAGCUGGACCGGAUUACAGACCCUGACUACCUCCCUAACGAGCAGGAUGUGCUUCGAUCUAGGGUCAAAACCACGGGCAUCAUCGAGACCAAGUUUUCUGUUAAAGAUUUGAAUUUCAGGAUGUUUGAUGUGGGAGGACAGAGGUCAGAGAGGAAGAAAUGGAUCCACUGCUUUGAGGGAGUCACCUGCAUCAUUUUCUGUGCUGCUCUCAGUGCCUAUGACAUGGUGCUGGUGGAAGACGAUGAAGUGAAUCGCAUGCAUGAGUCUCUGCAUCUGUUCAACAGCAUCUGUAACCACAAGUUCUUUGCGGCUACUUCCAUUGUUCUCUUUCUCAACAAGAAGGACCUCUUUGAGGAAAAAAUUAAGAAAGUCCACCUCAGUAUUUGUUUUCCGGAGUAUGAUGGAAACAACUCCUAUGAGGAUGCCGGGAAUUAUAUCAAGAGCCAGUUCCUUGACCUCAACAUGAGAAAAGAUGUCAAAGAAAUCUACAGUCACAUGACCUGUGCUACAGACACACAGAAUGUCAAAUUUGUGUUUGAUGCAGUUACAGACAUUAUCAUCAAAGAAAACCUCAAGGACUGUGGGCUCUUUUAAUGCUCAGUUCCUCAGGUAGCCUCGAGUCUGAGACUUCAUGCAGAAAAUUAGUCAACAUGAACCAGAACAUAUAAGCCCAUUCUGCUGGAGAUAUAGAAGGCAUGCUUAUAAUUGUUUUUCAAGUAGUAUGGCUAGUACACUUUAAAGAAUACAUUGCCAGAGAUCCUAAGGCCCAGGUUCCAGUACUGGUUCUGCUUAGUACAAAAAUAGAAAUGCUUCAUUUCUUUUAAGCAAAAGUCCCUCGUCUAUAAUAAAGGUUAGCUUCCCCACCUACUUUACAGGGUCAUUCUGAAGAGCACAAAUCUAAUAGAGGAGAAAGCACAUGAAAGCUGCUGUGGCUGGCCAUGGAAAGCCACCAUGAAGGCUGCAACCGAUAGACCACCACACUGGGUUAUUAGAAUGGUCUCUCUCAAAGCAUAACAGCAAACCUUCCUUACACUGAGAGAUGAACCAUUAACAAUUAGACAUGUUCCUGUGUGUUUACUGGCAGUGUAUAUGUCUCAGCUCAGAGACCUGGAUCACAGGACGGAAGAUGUGAGCCUGCUCGUUCCUAAGAAACUCAUUCAGAAUUUAUCACCUUUAUUAAAAACAAAUUAUCCCUCCCUCCUACCCUGGGUUCCCACUUUCCUUUCUCUCUUUAAAUGACUGCUUGGCUUUCAAGAGUGUGUGACAGAACUUGAGGACAUCAACACACUCCCACUUAGGCCUUUUCUGCUGCCACUUCUGUAUCACAGAGUUUGAACAAGUUGAGCAAUCUGAAUUCUCAUUCCAACUGUUCCAUGUUUCACAGGAACAAAAAGGACUGCUGAGCUUAAGGCCCUGGAAAUUUUGCAGCUGGGUCCUUGUGAGAUUGGCUGCAAACAUCUCCCCAAACAAACCAGGGAUAAAUUAUUCCUUCGUACUCCUCAGAAGGGAAACGAAGCUUGCAUUUAUCUUGACAGGAGGUGGUGAAGCCAUGUAUAGAUUUAGCAUUUACAACUACUAGUGAGGAAAGAACUUGGCAUCCGUGCUUUAGUAUAUAAAAGAAAGUGUCAAUUAAAAUGAAAGUCUGCUCCUUGCCAGAAACUCCCAUUCACACUUAGCUGCUUCUAGCAAUAUUAAUAGUAGAGAGCCAGCCAGCCUCAUGAGCUUGAAAGCCACUGAAGAACCAAUCUGUACCACUGAAAUAGAAUUCAUGUAAUAGUCUGAAGGAACAAAUGAACACACAGAGACACACACACACACCAACCUGCCAGAAUUACCAUAGGUACUUCUCUAGGAAUGGCUACUAACAAAACCAAAAACUAGAAACAGAAACUAAUAAACCCCACCUGGGCAAGGCAUCUUGCAAAAAAAGGGCAACACAAAGACUACUUUGAAUGGCAUGCCCCAGCCAUCACCAGUCCACUCACUCUAAUGCAGUAUUGAGAGUCUGACUUGGAUCACGGGUCCCUCCAGCAGGAUAAAGGCCAUGGAUCUGUUUUUGGGUUAAUAUUUUGUUUGGUUUUUCUGUUUUUAUGAGCUAGAGUCUCGUUGUAUUGCCAAAACUGCUCUUGUAUUUGUGAGUUCAAGAUAUCCAUCUGACUCAGUCUGGUGAUCAGCCAGGACUUCAGACAUGCACCAACAUACACAUCUCAGAAUGCUCUUGUCUUGUCUGUGCAUCACUUGCAUGACAGGUACCCACUGAGUUCAGAAGAGAAUGUCAGACCCUUGGAAAUAUAAUUACACAUGGUUGUGAGCCACUAAUUGGGUUUUUAGAACCCAGGUCCUCUGGAAGAGGAACCUGAAGAGGAACUUCUCUAGGUAUGACUACUAACAAUUACUAGAACUAAAAGAAGAAACAAACUCCACCUGGGCAAAAUAAGUUGCAAAAAAGGGUAAUACCCAAAAGGGCAGAGUGGCUCUGCCCCUCAGAAGGCUUUAAAAUUGCAUAAAAUAAGAUUCAGAAUUUCAAAGGAAAUAAGCAAAUGAAAGAAUUUUAUGUGUAGAUUCUGGAGCUUAAUGAAGCUGAGGUAGCUUUCUGGACCUGGCUGAGCAGGAGGUACCAUCAUGGGGGUUGACAUUCACCACAAGGACUGGAAGGUUUGGCACAAGGAGUACAAGAGCCACGACAUCUACCUGCAGCUGCUAGUUAAGCUGUACAGGUUUCUGGCCAGACGAACCAACUCCACCUUUAAUCAGGUUGUGCUGAAAAGGUUAUUUAUGAGCUGCACUAACUGGCCACCUCUGUCCCCGACACACAUGAUCCAAAAGAUGAAGCUUGCUGGCCGAGAGAGCAAAACAGCUGUGGUUGCAGUGACGGUCACAGAUGAUGUGAAG